AUAUUUGUUUUUAAAUUUUCAAGGUACCUCAGAAUGUAAAGCUCUUUCGAAAGAUGAUGCCCAUAACUUGAGUGUUACAAAAGGAGUAUUGAAAAUUUUUUCAAGAUGACAGAGGAGGAUUUUUCUGAAAAAUGUGACAAAGUUAAUGACAAGACUAGAUGGGACAAAGUGCUUACAGAUCUGCUAAAUGUUCAAACUGUUGCAAAUAGUUUAAUAGCUGAUGUAGAGAAGGAAGCAAAGAAGUCCGAAAAAGCUACUGAUGAUGUCUAUAAUGAGCUGUUCAAAACUCAUUGCUUGGAUAAUGUUGCUUUUAAAACGGCAAAAACAAAUGUCAUCAAAACAGCUUCACCAUGCGUGACGGAAAACAGACUGGCCGAAAUUCUAAAAUACUCUAUGUCUUAUUCUUGUGAUAAAUAUAAGAAAGAAGCCAUGGACAAGAAUCGAAGCGGAAAAAAGCAUGGCAAGAAAACCAAGGACAAUAUUUAACGACUUCUGAUGUUUCUACAAUCAAAUUAUUAUAAUCUAUUAUCAUUAUAAGGAAACUUACCGGCACUGUGAUCUAGUGGUCACUUAAUAAGUGACUGUGUAAAAAUUAUAUAGUGAGAUAAGAUUCGCUCCGGCACCAGGUUGAACUUACGUCCGCUGUACUAUAUAAGGACUUAACAAUGAUUUUCCUAGUUCAAUACAAAUAGCAAAUAUUGUAGGUAAAUACAUAUUUAUACAGAUAUCUGAAGAGCGGACACAGCCGCUGUUGUGUACUAUACAAUCAACAGAGUUCUUUUAGGAGGAGAACCCCAAUCGGCCGUCGAUGCGGGGAAACUAUGGGGCAUUUCGCAAACAGUUUACUCGUCUAAAAGAAUGAACAGCAUGUCUCGAAAUAAACAGAAAAGUACACUAGUGAAGAGGAGAAAUUGUAUAUGUAACAUAAAACAUAAUCUUAUAACCAUAAAUGUACCAUUAAAUAAAAAGUUAUUGCUAUUAGCA
Messenger RNA from Belonocnema kinseyi, 984 nucleotides. RefSeq lists its product as uncharacterized. The record is from RefSeq and is a predicted model, not a curated record. Bases 106 to 486 code for a protein of 126 amino acids. The transcript has 2 exons. Lineage: Eukaryota; Metazoa; Arthropoda; Insecta; Hymenoptera; Cynipidae.